AUGGUUGACAACAAAGGAGAUACAACCAAGAAACAACCACCACCGCAACCACAACAACUUUCUUCUUCUUCUCCCAAAGACCCACUUGAAGACUCUUCCAAAGAAAUCGUUACCAAAACCUCUCACCACCACCACCACCAACAGCCGGUUGUGGUAGCCGGAGGAGCUCCCUUUAUCCCCUCUGCUCCUUUAUACAUCCCAAUUGGUGCAACAACUUCUCCAUUUGAACAACAAUUCGAAACCCCCAAAAGACAAAGAUUCACCACUACUGGCCAAUGGAAGUCAUUACCAUCCCCAUCUUCUCAACAAAAACAGCAAUCGCAACUGGCCAGCGAAUCAACCCCGUCACCCACCCCCAACCCACAAAACCAACAACUCAUGACGACCCCCACCGUCGUGGCCGCUUCCUCAUCAGACACAGCGUCAUCUCCUUUAAACUCACCUAUUCCUUCUCUCUCUACAAGCAAACAGGAAGGAGAGAGAGUAAUCCACCACCAGUUCAGAAAAGGCAAGUACGUGAGCCCAGUUUGGAAACCAAAUGAGAUGUUAUGGCUAGCAAGGGCUUGGAAGGCUCAGUACCAAGGUGGGUCUGGUUCAUCAUCUUCAAGACCAGCCGAUCAGACUCCAGGAUCAGCACUUGAAGUCUCCACAGUCCAAACAGCAAGAGGAAAAACAAGAGCUGACAAAGACAGGGAAGUGGCAGAGUUCUUGAACAGACAUGGAAUCAAUAGAGAUGCCAAGACUGCUGGUACUAAGUGGGAUAAUAUGUUGGGUGAGUUUAGGAAAGUAUAUGAGUGGGAGACAGGAGGGGAGAGAGAACAAGUUGGUAAGAGUUAUUUCAGAUUAUCUCCUUAUGAGAGGAAGCUGCAUAGAUUGCCAGCUUCUUUUGAUGAAGAAGUGUUUGAAGAACUGUCUCAGUUCAUGGGACCUAGAAUUAGAACUGGAACUUCUUCUCAUAGCAGAGGAGCUCUCAUGAAUAUUGUUGGUUCUGGACCUUCUGGUGGUAGUGAUGAUAGUAGGACUCCCUUUGUUACUGGUAUAAGAGCUCUUCCUCCUCCACCCACUUUUAAGGAUGAGGACUUGAUCCCUCUCUCAGUGAGGUCUAAGCAACUGGUGAUGACAAGUGGGGGUGAAGGUUUGUUUCAUGGAGGGAGGGGGGGAUUGUUAGGAUUCGAAUCCGGAGGUGAAGUAGGCGGUGGUGUUCGUCGAAUUGGGAAGAUAAGAAUGACAUGGGAGGAAUCAGUGUGUUUGUGGGCUGAAGAAGGAGAGCAUCAUAGAGGGAGAGUAAGACUUCAAGGUUCGAGCUUUCUAAAUGCUGAUGAGCUCGCUUUCUUAGAUGAUUCAAUGGUUGCUUGUACAAUGGAAGCCUUUGAAGACGGCUUUCUAAAAGGUUUAUCUGUUGAUAGAUUCCUUCCUGGCCAACAAGUCAAAGUCUUUGGCAGAAGAAAAUCUUCUACUUCCACUUCUCUAGCUUCCUCUGGUUUUGGUACAGAAAGAUUUCAGCUGCCCUUAUCAGAAACCUCCAUAAGACCAAUUUCUCCGUGGGAGUCCCAAGACCCAACUGAGUACUAUGUGGGAUGUUUAAGGGUUCCUCCAACGACGCUUACAAACUUGUUUGAGCUCUCAUGGUAUUUGCAAGAGCCACCGCCGGAGGAGCUACGUUUCCCACUUCGGAAAGAUGUGUACAAAGAACUACCACAAGGGAAGGAGCUCUUCUUCACAACCUCUACUGAACUGUUAGACUGUAGAGCCAUCACAUAUGAUAUCUUAAGCCCAAUUAUACGCACCAAUUCUAGCAUCAGUGCUUCCACUGCCACAUGCAGAGACUCUUUUGUUGGUGUUUGGGAUGAUUGCGUUAAUAGGAUCAUAUCCAAGUUUUGUUCAGUCGAAAUGGUUAUAAUUCGAAAACCCACGUUUUCAUCAUCGGCUGAGAUAUUGCAAGAUCAGUGGCCGAAUGUAACUGGGUUUGUUAGAAACUUUUGUUUAUGGAGAGGUGAAGAAACUGAUCAAGUACGAGAAGGUCAAGUAGACCCGGCUUCUUCAAUUGUUGAGAAGCUCCUAUGGACGUACAUGGACCUCCCUUACAUUUUAGGCUACUAUGCAGUUGGCAAUUUAGUAACAUUUUGCGCAUUAAGCCGGUCUCAUGACAGAAUUAUCCGGACCGAUCUCUAUUCGUUAGACUUAUCUUCACCUGCGGAGAGACUAAAAGCCCUAAUCCCAUGUUACAGAAUUGCUGGUCUGCUGCCGUUGUUAGGUGAUCGAUGCUUCAAUAUGAGCAAUGGCAAUAUUGUUGGUAAUGUAAGGUUACCAUACAGUGAUUUCGAGAGAAUUGAUUUGGGUAAUGGAAAUUUAAUGGAAAUGACGCCCAACACAGUGACUAGGUACUUCUCUAGUAGGAGGAAAUUUGCUGCUGUAAAAGAAAUUUACGAUUUCCUCGAUCAGAGAGUCCCGCAUGCAGAGUUUAUUUAUCGAUCGCUAGAUAAUGAGUCAGCAUUGGUGUUCAAGCCUAGAGGGUGCAAAUUCAAGCCAUCAAGUUUUGAACAACUAGUGGAGGCACUGAAAAGCGUGACCAAAGCAUUGGUGGCAUUACAUGAUUUGUCUUUCAUGCACAGGGACUUAAGUUGGGACAAAGUGAUGCGGAGGAGUGAUAGGGAGAACGAGUGGUUUGUUUGUGGUUUUGAUGAGGCUGUUUGUGCACCACAAUUGUACCCGCACGGCGGAGGAGUGGAAGCUCGUGGGAAGCACCCGCCGGAGAUGGGAAGAGGACUCCACGGGGUUAAGGUGGAUGUGUGGGGUGUUGGUCACUUGGUUAAAACUUGUGGGUUAGGUCCAUGUAGUGUGCCUAAGAUGCUUAGGGAGUUGCAAAAUAGGUGCUUGGAUCAGAACCCUGAAAUGAGACCCACAGCCGCCGAUUGCUACCACCAUUUGUUGCAGUUGCAGUCAGCUUCCGCCGGUGUAGCUUAUUGAAAUGACGGAUUGAUAUGUACGUGUAGUCAGAUAUAUAUGCUACAGUUUGAUAUUAUGUGACGUGGCAUGAGCAGAUUAGGUGAUGGGGGGUUAUUAAGGUUCUGAUUGAUUGUGUUUUGUGGUGUAUACCUUGGUGGUGGUAUAGCAUUUCAUCACAACAGGGUCCGUUGUUUUAAUGUUGAUAAUACCUUAAACACGUUGGAAGAGUGAAAUGUGGUAUUAAAAGCAGGUUUUUUGUUUGUUCAGAGGGUGAAAUGGCGGCUGCUGUUGCUGGAAGGGCGGCUUCUGAUCAGUUAGUCACUAUCUAUCAAAUUCAG
Messenger RNA from Tripterygium wilfordii, 3284 nucleotides. RefSeq lists its product as uncharacterized. The record is from RefSeq and is a predicted model, not a curated record. The transcript has 4 exons. NCBI's taxonomy places the organism in Eukaryota, Viridiplantae, Streptophyta, Magnoliopsida, Celastrales, Celastraceae. The coding region runs from base 1 to 2967 and encodes 988 amino acids.